Messenger RNA from Aaosphaeria arxii CBS 175.79, 1740 nucleotides. Its product is annotated as 4'-phosphopantetheinyl transferase. Gene Ontology annotation, molecular function: holo-[acyl-carrier-protein] synthase activity; magnesium ion binding. The coding region runs from base 361 to 1431 and encodes 356 amino acids. Gene Ontology annotation, cellular component: cytosol. The transcript has 2 exons. The record is from RefSeq and is a predicted model, not a curated record. Lineage: Eukaryota; Fungi; Ascomycota; Dothideomycetes; Pleosporales.
CUCAUGCGGGCCGUUAUCGAUAAGGGCAGACCCUGGCGUUUAUCUACACGCUCAUACAAGUUUCUACUGUACAAUUCCUUCGUGUUAGUUGUCCCCGCGGCUACUGGGUUGGUUCACUAGAUUUUUCGCGCGGGGAAACUAAACAAAAGACGGAGACGAAAUCGGAAAGGCAAGCAACAAAUCAAACGGUUCAAACUAAUUAAUACUUUGUCGAAAAAAGAAUCGAAGUUCUAGCCCCGGGAUCUACUCUAAUUAUCUCGGCCACCGCGGAUCUUCCAGGUUGCUCCCUCUUCCGUGAAUACCCACCAUCUCCACGACAUCUCAGUGCAUAGAGUCUACUACAUUCAAGUUCACACCAGUAUGACUCGCACUGAGAAGAAAGUCGAGCUUACGUGCUGGCUACUGGACACAAGGAGCCUAUGGCCGGGCACGAAGAUAGCUGAAUCAGCCUCAGAAGCUCUACAGCUGAUCAGCCCGGAGGAGCGAGCAGCAUGUAUAAAGAAAUAUCACAUCGCGGAUGCGAAGAUGAGCCUCGCAUCCGCCCUGCUCAAACGACUCUUCGUAUCCAAAACCCUUGGGACCGCCUGGAAGGACAUCCGCUUCGGCCGCAAGCGUGAUCCCAAGCACGGGAAGCCGUGUGCACUUCUCCCAGACGGCAUCACGCCUGCGCCCGUGGAAUUCAACAUCAGUCACCAGGCGGGACUCGUCGCACUCAUAGGAUGCAAGCUCGAGCCCGAGGAUGUCUAUCCAAUUACCAUGAAGGAGAAAAUCCCGGAGAGCGUUGAUGUCGGCGUAGAUAUUGUCUGCGUGAAUGAACGAAACGACUACCGCAUGAUCGAUGAGGAAGGCGUGGAUGGAUGGGUUGAUAUGUAUGCCGAGAUCUUUAGCCAGCAGGAAUCUUUCGACAUGAAAUACAACAUCGAUCCUACCGGAUUUCCCCUUCUUGACGGGACCAUCGUCACGCCGGGGAUGCUCGGACGGUACGAUAGAUGCUGUCGACGAGAUCAGCAGCUUUCGGUCACGCUAGCAUCUGGAGAGCAGCGCAAGUUUAGUAGCGAUCUCUUGGUCGAUGCUAAGCUACGGCGUUUCUAUACGUACUGGUGCUUCAAGGAGGCAUACAUCAAGCUAGACGGUGAAGCACUCCUCGCAAACUGGAUCAAAGAACUCGAAUUCCGUAACGUGAGAAGCCCGCGUCCCGGCGUACCCGCUCGAUGCAGUACCCUGGGCAGCUGGGGCGAGACGGUUGGAGACACGGAGGUUUGGUUGAAGGGGAAGAGGUUGUCAGACGUUCGAAUGGAGAUUCAGGCAUUUGAGGAGAACUUCAUGGUGGGAGUUGCGGUUAAGCCGGCUCACAGGAUGCCAGAUAUUUUGACAGGCUUCAAGUCACUGCAUCUUGAGGGGGAUAUCAUGGAUUUUGCACGAUAUGCGUAAUAUAUAUAUAAUGAUAAUGAAGGGGAGUUAGCAGUAACAUACAUAAUGAUUGCGUAUACAGAUGUUAAGCAGGUCAGCCUGGAUCUUUAAUAAUAUGAUGUAGCCAGUUCGAGGCGGUGGGAGGCAGCCAGAGCCGACUUCUUCUGUGGCUUGCGUGUAUCUGCUACUGAUCACAUCGACAUCCCAAGUCCGGAAUAGACGCACAAGCUCGAGCGAUGACGUGUGGAUUACUGGAACUCGAUCUCGGAGAAUGGUUCGAUGAGCGAGUCGAUUCUCUGCUCUAUGUGUUGUGAGGUAAACCUCUGCCAG